AUGUCAGUCCUGGCAAGCACUGCCAUCUCAAAGCUCCACUCUGAUGGAUCCUUCGGUACGGUUUUCAUAGUGCUUGCGGUGAUCAUCGUUAUAUCAUCGAUCGCUUGCUUCCUCGGAAGACUCUGCAACCGUAUGAGCCAGACGAAACCCGCGAAGCAGAACAAAAAACAUGAUCCCCGACGCAAAGGGAACGACAUAGAGUUGGGGUUCGAUGGUCCGAUUCGUACGGCGAAACCAGUCGGCGUCGACGGGGUGACCAAAGCAAAAGGUUCAAAAUGCUUGGGAAUGAAGAUCCUAGAGGGUUCAGAUCAUGCCUGGAAGCAUGGGGAUUUCAAAGGGUUCAAAAUACAUCCAAAUGGUGAUCUUAAAGAUUAAAAUGCAUGCAAAUGGAAUCUAAAGGGCAAAGUAAACAUGUUGAUCAUGGCAAUCUAAGGGGUUCAUUAUAUAUAUAUAGAUCGAGUU
Molecule: messenger RNA, 462 nt
Organism: Hibiscus syriacus
Lineage: Eukaryota; Viridiplantae; Streptophyta; Magnoliopsida; Malvales; Malvaceae
Exons: 2
Coding region: 1-375 (124 amino acids)
Source: RefSeq, a predicted model, not a curated record